Messenger RNA from Suhomyces tanzawaensis NRRL Y-17324, 1859 nucleotides. It is a transcript of the gene SRP54, whose product is annotated as RNA-binding signal recognition particle subunit. Gene Ontology annotation, cellular component: cytosol; signal recognition particle, endoplasmic reticulum targeting. Gene Ontology annotation, molecular function: ATP hydrolysis activity; GTP binding; endoplasmic reticulum signal sequence receptor activity. Gene Ontology annotation, biological process: SRP-dependent cotranslational protein targeting to membrane, translocation; SRP-dependent cotranslational protein targeting to membrane. The record is from RefSeq and is a predicted model, not a curated record. The coding region runs from base 52 to 1752 and encodes 566 amino acids. The transcript has a single exon. NCBI's taxonomy places the organism in Eukaryota, Fungi, Ascomycota, Pichiomycetes, Serinales, Debaryomycetaceae.
UCCUUAUCAAAACUCAGUUGCUGAACUAAGGGUGUACAUAAUCACAUUCAAAUGGUGUUGGCAGAUUUGGGAUCACGCUUGAGGGGUGCUCUCUCCUCCGUCGACUCGGCGUCUGAGGAUGAAAUCAACUCAAUGGUUAAGAAUAUUUGCACGGCUCUUCUCGAAUCGGAUGUGAAUAUCAAGCUUGUGGUAAAGCUCAGAGACAAUAUCAAGGCCAAGGUCAAGUCGGAAUUAAAGGAGAAUGAAACGUCUGCCAACAAGCGUAAAAAGCUUCAAAAGAUCAUCUACGACGAAUUGUGUGGAUUGGUGGAUUCUCAUGAAGAACCUCCCAAGCCAAAGAAGAUAAGUCAAACCAAAAGUCAGGCCUCGACUAAGGUUAUCAAUGGUAAGAAGACAAAGGUUGUUAAAUCUACCGGGGCCAACUCUCAUAUUAUCAUGCUUGUCGGUCUUCAAGGUGCCGGUAAGACCACUUCCUGUACCAAGUUGGCAGUGUGGUACAAGAAAAGAGGUUAUAAAGUAGGUCUUGUUUGUGCUGAUACAUUCAGAGCUGGUGCCUUUGACCAGUUAAAGCAAAAUGCCAUCAAAUCCAAUAUCCCAUUUUAUGGUAACUAUCAUCUCACCGAUCCAGUGCAAAUCGCACAUAUGGGUGUAUCCACCUUCAAAGCAGAAAAGUUCGACAUUAUUAUCGUUGAUACUUCUGGUAGACACAGACAAGAACAAUCACUUUUUGAUGAGAUGGUGCAGAUCUCUGAAAUGAUCAAGCCAACUCAGACCAUCAUGGUUAUGGAUGGUUCUAUCGGACAAGCUGCCGAACCACAAGCUAAAGCAUUUAAAGAGAGUUCUGAUUUUGGUUCUAUCAUCUUGACCAAGAUGGAUGGCCAUGCCAAAGGUGGUGGUGCAAUUUCAGCAGUUGCAGCUACCCAUACUCCAAUUGUAUUCAUUGGUACAGGUGAACAUGUGAACGACUUUGAAACUUUCAAGCCAACUACAUUCAUAUCGAAGCUUUUAGGGAUUGGUGAUAUCCAAUCCUUGAUUGAACAUGUCCAAUCAUUGGACUUGCAAAACGACGAAAACCAUAAACAAACUAUGGAUAAUAUCAAAGAAGGUAAAUUCACCCUUAGGGAUCUUCAAAACCAAAUGAACAACUUUUUAAAGAUGGGACCAUUAACAAAUAUUGCAUCAAUGAUACCUGGUCUCUCUAACAUAAUGUCUCAAGUUGGUGAGGAAGAAACAUCUAAAAAAAUCAAGAACAUGAUCUACAUCAUGGAUUCUAUGACUCAAAAGGAAUUAGACAGUGAUGGUAGAAUUUUCACAAAGGAGCCAUCUAGAAUAAUUAGAAUUGCCCAAGGCUCAGGAUGCUCUGCGGCUGAAAUUGAAAUGGUUUUGCAACAACAUAGAAUGAUGGGCUCAAUGGCCAAGAGUGCCAUGGCAGCCUCGGGUGGUGCUCCUGGCGGAUUACCAGGCAAUAACCCACAAAUGGCUAGAAUGAUGCAGCAAGCACAAUCCAACCCUAACUUCAUGCAGCAAGCUAUGAAUAUGUUCGGAGGUGGUGCUGGUGGUGCUGGUGGUAUGCCAGAUAUGGGAUCUUUGAUGAACAAUCCAAACAUGAUCCAGCAAGCACAACAAAUGAUGAGACAAAACCCUCAAAUGAUGCAACAAGCACAACAAAUGAUGCAAAACCCAGGUAUGAUGCAAAAGCUCAUGAGUCAAUUCGGUGGAAUGGGUGGCAUGGGUGGCAUGGGGGGAAUGUAAAUACGAAGGUUUCCCAUUUAUCAAGAAUUUAGGUUGGUUGUAAGAACUGCAUCGGCUAUAUAACUUGGUAGUUAAUAUAUCUACGAUUUCACUUCUAUACUAAGUAG